Molecule: messenger RNA, 663 nt
Organism: Candidula unifasciata
Lineage: Eukaryota; Metazoa; Mollusca; Gastropoda; Stylommatophora; Geomitridae
Source: the annotation of a GenBank genome assembly
AUGAUGGUUUGGUCAGUUUUUUACUCGAUACUUGUAUUGUGGACAGUCAGUGGCCAAGCAAUAGCCUAUCAGAAUGAGUCUGAGCUAGUCCUGGAUUGGAUGUCCGGAUUGAGCGGGCAUUUCGACAACAAGGAGCAGGUCCAGGGUAGAAAUAGAGAACAUGACUUUAUGCAAGUCAGGUUCAUCCCUAUAGAAGUGCAAGCGUUCGGAUCAAAGCGACAGAUGUUCGUGGAGGUAUCGAUCAAUGGCAAGGUUACCACCUUGUAUGUGGCACUGGUUAGCCAAGAUGACAACUCCAAUGAUAUCAUAACAGUGACGCCGUACAACUUCACUAACUCAAAGACAUACAACCCUGGAGAGUUCAAAACUGAAGAGUUAAACAACCUGACCCUCAGCGACUUUAGCACUAAUCCUGAGUGUCAAAUUCUCUUUAUGUCGCUCGGUAAUGGAUCCUUUGCAGGUGUCUGGCCAGACUGCAGAAACAGCAUUAAUCAGCGGCAUCCAUUGUUCACUGUGGUGUUCACUUGCAAUGUCUACAUAUUGACAGUGCCACUAGCGGUUGCAGAGAAGCCAUCCACUGUGCCUUACAUAUUCAUUCGAAGACCAGACAAGUUCCCUUUGGUCAAUCCUCCGGAGGGAUACACGGGCCCCUGUGGGAAGUAA